Messenger RNA from Rhopalosiphum padi (bird cherry-oat aphid), 3114 nucleotides. RefSeq lists its product as uncharacterized. Bases 892 to 2976 code for a protein of 694 amino acids. Lineage: Eukaryota; Metazoa; Arthropoda; Insecta; Hemiptera; Aphididae. The record is from RefSeq and is a predicted model, not a curated record. The transcript has 7 exons.
GCAAUAAUGAAUUAAAACACAUUUUUGAAACAUCAAAAUCAAAAAUAGAUUUUUAUAAUAUUAAUAUCACAAAAGAACAUUUUCCCAAUUUGAGAAAUCUGGCACAAAAAGUUGUGAGUGCUUUUGGAUCGACUUACACUUGUGAAUCGUUUUUUUCGAAAAUGAAAUUCGCCAAAGAUAAAUCACGCACAAACCUAACAGAUGAAAACCUGCAACAUCAAUUACGGUGUGCAAAUACAAGUAUUUCUAUUGAUUUGAAAAAGCUUAGUGAACGAGUUGAGAAACAAAUAUCUCACUAAAUAGUAAUGUUUUUUGUAUUAAAUACUUUUAUUAUAACUUUUAUAUAUUUUAAUUUUUUUUUAAAUUCUUUUAUAUUUUUAUAUGUGGCCUAAUUUUGAAUAAAAUAUGUGAUUACUUAUAUUAAUAUUUUGGCAACCCUAUAUGUGGCCCGCAAGAUUGUGAUGUAUUUACAAAGUGGCCCGCAAGAUCAUUUGGGUUGGCCAUCCCUGAUGUACCAUGUACCUCUCCCGCGAUUACAAUACACGGUCCCGGCACGUACACGAUGGGCGUGGUUACGGUCUACCGCGACGGCGGCGAGAUGGAAUUCAACGCCAUCUCUUGAGUGUUCUAUACGUUUCACUAUUACCACGACGGUCUCUUAAUGUACAUUAUUCUGUGAUAGUUUGAUGGUGUUUGCUAUUAUUAGUAUUAUUAUUCCUUUAAAUUUCUCCGUUAUAUGACAAAGGUCAAAGGUAGUAAUUAUAAUAUGUAAGUAGUAACUAGGUAUUAGGUACCUACAUUGAGGCAUAGAUAAAGAUAUAAUUAAAGUUAUUAUUGCACAGUUCAUGUUUUUGUGAUUGGCAAAUUCGCGAUUAGGUAGUAUACUGAAAAAUGGCUGGAUGCGUUGAACACUUAUCCAAUGAGGUGGGCACUUUGUCAAUCAACGACCACUGGAAUGAACUUGGAUUGGAUGAAAGUCAUAGGACGCAGUUAAAGGAAAUUGAAAAUGAUUAUGAAAGCAUUUUUUCGUGGAACAUCCAACAAUUAACAGGAUGGAAUCAAAACCUUAUGAUUAACCUCAUUGAAAAGGUUCGAGAAAAGUUAGAAAUGAUCAUUGACAAGAAAGAUGAAUACAAUUUAAACAGAUUUUGUUUACAACUGGUAGUUUGUCAUGAACUUUACAUUAGUAAAAGUUACAAGGAAUCAUAUUUAGAAAUUGAAAACAUUGUUAAAUUUAUGAAAACAUGUAAAUUUGAUGAGUCAAACGUACAGUACUCUAAUGCUUAUUGCCAUAUUGCUGAUGCCACCUAUGCUUAUAUUGCAUUAUCAUUGAAAAUUGAUUCAGAAAAGUUAUUAAAGAAUGUUAAAGAAGUUAAUAGUUUUAAUUGUGUGGAGAAAGCUGCACUUUGUGCGGUUAAAGCUAAAAUUUUUAUGGAGUAUCCUCCUAAAGGAAAUGAUAUAGCUUUAACAUUUGCUGAUCAAGCUAGAACCCUUCAUUCUACUGAACCUGAAUGGAUACUAGUUUGGUUGAAAGCUAAAGGACUUGUAAGACGUUAUUAUGAACGAUUUACAAUGCCAGACAAUGAUGAAAUAAAUGCUGCAAAUAUAUGGUCUAAAAAUACUAAUGCUCGACUUUUAAUUCAAGCUUCUAACAUUUACAUGGAAAUAGCAUUUAUUAAUAAAUUAAAAUAUAACCGAGAAGAAUCAAACAAAUAUUAUAAGCUUUCGUAUGAUAUUACUAAAAAAUCAGUUGAAUUAGCCAAAGAUGAUAUACAACAGCUUUGUUCUUGUCUAAUGAUAUGUAUUGAUUAUCCUAAAGAAUUAUUGUCAAAAUCUAUGAUGGACAAUUUAAUUGCAAAACUGACUAAUGUUAGAAAAUGCUGUGUGGAUCAAGUUUUAGGAAAAUAUUAUUUAAAACACGAAAAGGAUUAUGAAAAAGCAAAAAUGUAUUUAUCUCGUGGAAUGUCUGCUGGAAAUUUUAAAAGUUCACUGCAGUUAGUAAAAGUAGAAUGCCUAUUACAACCUGUCGAUAAAUUUCCUUUUGUUCAAACAUUAAAAAUGAUGUAUGAUGUUUUUCCAAGUCCAAAAAGAAGGCUUAUUAUUUUAUCACAAAUAUUGUUAUAUUACAAUUACUGUGAAAAUAAUCCUAAAGAAAUGAUGCGCUACUUAAAAAUGUAUAUUGACCAAGAUAUUGAAAAUGCAUUGAAAAAACAUCAUUUAAUUUUUGCUUUACCAUUGUUUCAUGUAAAUGGAUUCAGACCCAAUCAAUUUCUGAAUGUCUUAUCUAUAAAAUUAAAUGAAUUAGUUAACAAUAAUAAGUGGAGUUUAGAAGAACGAAAGAUGAUAGAUAAUACAUUUGAUCGGUUCAAUAAAAUAUCAAAAUUUAAUCUGUAUGAUGGUUGUUUUAAUGAUGAUAAUAAAACUACUUUCCACAGUAAAAAUGAUACAAAAAUAUGUCUUAAUAUUAAAGGAAAAAAUGAAUCUUGGCGAAAACAGAAGGUUGAUUUGUCAUCACAAAAUGAGUUUAAUAAUAUUCAUCAACGCCAAUUUGCUUCAAAAUAUGUUAAUCAAAAGAAUUCUUUAGAAAAACAUGGUGCUCGGGGUGUAGAACCAUUAACAAAUCAGCACAAAGAAAUGUAUAAUAGUUUUGAAUUACCUAUAAAAAUCCAUAAUGAAACAAAUUUACAUGUUGUGUCAUUAGAACAAAACUCUAUCAAAAGACCGUUUAGUAGUAGGAUAUAUGAUAAAAGUGGUAACAGAUAUGGCGAUUCUAAAUCAAGUUGGCGAAAUCAGCAAAAUGUUUCUCAGAAUCAAAACAACUUUGAAACAUUUCACAACCAUGGAAUUAAUUCUAAACGCUCUCAAGGAUAUGAAAAUGAAUCCCUGAAAAAUCAAGAAGCUAGAAAGCCAACACAUGCAUCUGGAAAUCAUUCAUUAUCUGGUGGGUCUUGCAAAGAUAUUGAUGAUUUAGUUUGAGUUAAAUGUAUAAUUCAAAAAUAUAAUUUACAUCAUUGUUGAUUUUUAUUAAUUAACUAUUUAUUAUUUUUACUGUAUUUAAAAAAAUGUUUAACUAUCUUAUUUUUAUUCCAAAUAUAUUUACUUAUUUAUUAUUUC